UGAUUUGCUAUUUGCAUGUCAAGCCAUACAUAAUUUUCUUCAGUUCAGUUUAGUCUUUAUUCAUUCUCUGACUCACUUAUAAUUCUGUCCCACAAUUAAGCUAUCAAUUUUCCAAUUUAAUGGCUUCUUUAUCUUCAUCUUCAUCUUCUACACAUCAAUGGAAGUACGACGUGUUCCUGAGUUUCAGAGGGGAAGACACCGGCAAAAGCUUCACUGACCAUCUUCAUAGAGCUCUGUGUCAAAGAGGAGUCAAGACUUUCAUGGAUGACAAGCUCAGUAGAGGGCAAGAGAUCUCUCCAGCACUUGUAAAAGCAAUCGAAGAGUCCAGAUUCUCCGUCAUCGUUUUCUCUGAAAAUUAUGCUUCUUCAACAUGGUGUCUGGAGGAACUUGUCAAGAUUAUUGACUGCACCAAAGUGAUGGGACAUGCAGCUUUACCAGUUUUCUACAAUGUGGAUCCCUCUCAUGUGAGGAAACAGACAGGGAGUUUUGCACAAGCAUUUGCUAAGCAUGAAGAGGUUUAUAAGGAGCAGAUGGAGAAAGUGAUCAAGUGGAGAGUGGCUUUGACUGAAGCUGCCAAUAUUUCUGGAUGGGAUUCUCGAGAUGGGUAUUUUUAACUGCAAUUUUUUUUUCCUUUGCCUUCUAGGUGUAUGAUGUAAUGAUGCUGAAACUUUAAAGCUUGCAUAGCCAUAUAAAAUUGGAAAUCAUAGGAUGAUCAAUAGAGAGAUUGAUCCAAGAUGAUUGACUUAAACCCAUGUAUGGAUUAAGUUGUAUUUUGCUGCCUGUGACUGAAUGAUGUUUAGAUGAACAUGAUCUCACAUAUGCAAGGAAAUCUCUCCAUGGCUGUGAUCAAAAUUAUGAAGAUGGAAUAACUUGGAUCCAAUGCACCAACAUAUCGAGCUUUUCUCGACCCUCAUCAAAUUGUGAUUUCAACCCACUUGACCAUAAUAUCAAU
Vitis riparia (riverbank grape) is the source of this 952-nucleotide messenger RNA. Its product is annotated as disease resistance protein RUN1-like. The transcript has a single exon. Bases 120 to 614 code for a protein of 164 amino acids. Lineage: Eukaryota; Viridiplantae; Streptophyta; Magnoliopsida; Vitales; Vitaceae. Gene Ontology annotation, biological process: signal transduction. The record is from RefSeq and is a predicted model, not a curated record.